Conger conger (European conger) is the source of this 4114-nucleotide messenger RNA. RefSeq names its product carnitine O-palmitoyltransferase 1, liver isoform-like. The record is from RefSeq and is a predicted model, not a curated record. The coding region runs from base 177 to 2501 and encodes 774 amino acids. Gene Ontology annotation, biological process: fatty acid metabolic process; carnitine metabolic process. Gene Ontology annotation, molecular function: carnitine O-palmitoyltransferase activity. The transcript has 19 exons. Lineage: Eukaryota; Metazoa; Chordata; Actinopteri; Anguilliformes; Congridae. Gene Ontology annotation, cellular component: mitochondrion.
GAGCUGGACUCGCGCUACCCAUUCAUGCAGCGGUAGCUAGGGAAUAGGCAGCAACCCAUAGUGCGGAAGAGUCCUUUUCCAGUCCAGCAUCAUUUUCAUUUCUAAAAACAAUAACUGUCACUGUCCUUGGUGAGUAGACGUAUACAGGAAGAGACCUGUGAACCUGCACAGCCAGCAUGGCGGAAGCGCAUCAGGCAGUGGCCUUUCAGUUCACAGUCACCCCCGAUGGCAUCGACCUGCAGCUCUGCCAUGAGGCCCUGCGCCAGGUCUACCUCUCCGGCCUGCACUCCUGGAAGAAGAGGUUCAUCCGCUUCAAGAAUGGGAUUAUGACUGGGGUGUAUCCAGGCAGCCCAACCGGGUUGAUGAUCGUGGUGGGGGGCUACAUGUCUGCAAACAAAUACGCCCUAAUGGACCCCUCCCUGGGCCUGACUGCCAAACUGGGGGCUCAUGUCCCGAUCAGCAGGUACAUGGCGGAGGACAGCCAGCGUGUGGUGGGCGGGAUCCUGGUGGGGACGGGGCUGUGGGUCACCAUCAUCUUCAUCAUGAGGAAUGCGCUGAAGAGCCUCCUGUCCUGGCACGGCUGGAUGUAUGCCCGGCACGGACAGGCCAUCGGCUGGAAGACCCGCUUCUGGAUGGUAUUUGUGAGGCUGUUCUCGGGACGGAAGCCCAUGCUCUACAGCUUCCAGAACUCUCUGCCAAGACUGCCCGUGCCCUCCAUCAAGGACACCAUGAGGAGAUACCUGGAGUCAGCGCGGCCCCUCAUGGACGAUGUGGAGUUUGCGAGGAUGGAGGGUCUGGCCGUGGACUUUGAGAAGACUCUGGGUCCCAGGCUGCAGUGGUACCUCAAACUCAAGUCCUGGUGGGCUUCCAAUUACGUCAGUGAUUGGUGGGAAGAGUACAUCUACCUCAGAGGGCGGGGCCCCAUCAUGGUCAACAGCAACUACUAUGCAAUGGACUUCCUGUAUGUGUUCCCCACCAGUCUGCAGGCAGCUCGGGCGGGUAACGCCAUCCACGCCAUCAUGAUGUACAGGAGGAUGCUGGACCGGGCGCAGAUCAAACCGAUUUACAUUCUGGAGAAGCGGGUUCCGCUGUGCUCUGCGCAGUGGGAGCGCAUGUUUAACAGCUCCCGCAUCCCCGGAGACGAGACAGACACCCUGCAGCACAUGAACGAGAGCAAGCACAUCGUGGUGUACCACAGGGGGCGCUACUUCAAGGUGUGGAUGUUCUACGACGGGCGGCUCCUCCUGCCCCGGGAGAUCGAGCAGCAGAUGGAGCGCAUCCUGGCCGACAAGUCCGAGCCGCUCCCGGGAGAGGAGAAGCUGGCAGCCCUCACUGCCGGGGACAGAGUGCCUUGGGCUAACGCACGCAAGAGCUACUUCGGCCGGGGAAAGAACCGGCAGGCCCUCGACGCCGUGGAGAAGGCUGCCUUCUUCGUCACCCUGGACGACACCGAGCAGCGCUUCAACGCCCAGGACCCUGUGUACUCCCUGGACUCCUACGCCAAGUCCCUGCUGCAUGGGAAGUGCUACGACAGGUGGUUCGAUAAGUCCUUCAACCUCAUCGUCUUCAAGAACGGGACCAUGGGCCUCAACGCAGAGCACUCCUGGGCCGAUGCCCCCAUCAUCGGCCACCUGUGGGAGCACGUACUGUCCCUGGACCCCCAGAAGUUGGGGUACACAGAUGCGGGCCACUGCAGGGGGGAGCUGCACCCCUCUCUGCCCGGGCCCCAGAGGCUGCAGUGGGACAUCACGGAGGAGUGCCAGACUGUCAUCGAGGGCUCUCUGAAGGUGGCCAAGGCCCUGGCGGACGAUGUGGACUCCCACAUCAUCCCGUUCGACCGGUUCGGGAAGGGUCUGAUCAAGAAGUGCCGGACCAGCCCCGACGCCUUCAUCCAGAUCGCCCUGCAGCUGGCCCACUUCAGGGACAAGGGCAAGUUCUGCCUGACGUACGAGGCGUCCAUGACGCGUCUGUUCCGCGAGGGCCGCACGGAGACGGUGCGCUCCUGCACCAUAGAGACCUGCGCCUUCGUGCGCUCCAUGAUGAGCGACAACACGAGAGAGAGCAGGAUGAAGCUGCUGAAGGCUGCAGCAGAGAAGCACCAGCAGCUGUACAGGCUGGCCAUGACUGGGAAGGGCAUAGACCGCCACCUCUUCUGCCUGUACGUGGUGUCCAAGUACCUGGGCGUGGACUCGCCCUUCCUCAAAGAGGUCCUGUCGGAACCCUGGCGGCUGUCCACCAGUCAGACGCCCCUCCAGCAGGUGGAGCUGUUUGACCUGGUGAAGCACCCGGAGUACGUGUCCAGUGGGGGGGGCUUCGGCCCGGUGGCUGAUGACGGAUAUGGAGUGUCUUACAUCAUCGUAGGAGAGAACCUGAUCAACUUCCACAUCUCCAGCAAGCUGUCCAGCCCAGAGACGGAUUCUCAUCGCUUCGGAGACAACAUCAAACAGGCCAUGCUGGACAUCCUGGAUCUGUUUCAGCUCAACAACAUCGCCAAGAAGUGACCGCUGCACUCCUCCCAAGGAAAAAAAAACAAACAAACAUGAUGAAAUGUGUUUCAACAGGAGAACGAGGCCCGCAACAGCCAAUGAAUAUAAUCUUCCCCUGGCCCGUUUCUGUGGGACGAAAUCAACAAAAAAUAAAUGUUCAAAAAGUGUUUUUCAAAAAAAAAAAAAAAAAAAAAUGGUUAAAAAGAAAACGGUGGUUAUGAAAGGAACACUCUCGGGUGUGCUGGAGGUGCCGUGCUGGUCGUUGGAAGUGUGAGGUGUCAGUGAAACGUUUGGUGUUUUUUGGCCGGGGGGGGGGACUCGGAGGUACUCUGAGGUGCAGGUGCCUUACUCUCCUCAUCGUCACAUGCUAAUGAGGGAAUGGGCGUGGCCAGUUAAUAACCUUAUCUUCUAUUGGUGCAUAGGGGGGAUGUGGGGGGGGAUAUGACAGGAAGGGGCGUGGCCAGUUGACUGGAAGACAGGGGGCAGCAGUUGUAGUCCUUAGAGCCUCCUGCUCUUCCAUUGUGAUGUGUGUACAGUGAUGAAUACUGCGGUUAUUAUUAUUAUUAUUCUUUUAUUAUUAUACUUUAGCUGCUCUUGUGAUAUUAAGUAAUGCAUUUUGAUCUUUGUUUAUAUGCUCAGGUUUUAGAUUUGGUAGUAAAAUGCCACUGAAAGGGCACUUUGGCUUGUGUAGGGUGCGGGGCGGGGGGGGGUUUCGGGGGAUAAUUGCACAGCGGUCUGUGCCGCUCCAGGGCGUGCUGCUAGCAUGUUAGCGUGUGGAGGAGAAGCCGUGGACGGGCGCCUACGCCGCCCCACCCUGCUUCCGGAAGGGUCCCGCGGGAUCACGUUUCUGUCACGGUGGUGUGGCGUUUAGCGGACCAGCAGGGUCCUCAAUCAGAACCGGGCGUGUCUCCCAGUCGCCGUCAGAUUUGGGGGUGUGUGGGGAAGGGGGGGAAGCGUUGGCUUGCUGCGUGUUGGGAGGGCUCCCUUCAGAAGCAGGCGCGCUGCAGUGCAAGUACAGUGUAGUGCGCAGUGUAAAUACAUGGCCAGUCCCAGCAGCAGGGAUAACGGGCCUGUGUGUGUGUGUGUGUGUGUGAGCUCAGCCUCUCCCUGUGUCGGAGCGGCGAGCUUCUCCACGACAUCCCGCCACCAUCACCGCAAAUCGCUUCACCUUGUCCUGCUUUUAACCUGCUGUUUAACGUGUUUUAAUUUCAUAACGAACCGCGCGGAACUUCGAGCUUUCGGACAGACCGGUCCAGUGAAGGCUGUUGGGCGGUGGAGGAAGGGGUAAAACGCGUUGAGUUGAGUUCUCGCUGACUGAACGGUAGAGUUGACAACAUAACAUUGCCUAAUGUUGUAUUUUAUCAUUUAAAAAAAAGAGAGAAAGCUCGCUUUUAAACCUGGGAAUAAGAAGGUAUUCCAGACUUUUUGUUUGUUUUUUUGUUUGUUUGUUUUUAAGAUGUGUUUGUAUGACAUUUUUCCACCGUAGCUGUAAUGUUUACAUUGUUUGCAUGGUGUUUUGUCUCAGGCUGCUCCCGGGGGCUCGUAAUAUUAAGGUGUAAGGACAGGAAGAUUCAGCUGAAGAACCAAAACAGGCAUUUUAACACAAUAAACAUGAAUGUCAGCAAUCA